AUGGAAAAGGGAAAUCACUCCACGGUGACCGAGUUCCUUCUCUCAGGACUGACAGAUCGUCCGGAGCUUCAGGCCCCUCUCUUUGUGUUGUUCCUAGUGAUCUACAUUGUCACCCUGGUAGGGAAUCUGGGGAUGAUCGUGUUAAUCAAGAUUGACUCCCGUCUCCACACCCCCAUGUACUUUUUCCUCAGUCAUUUGUCUUUCUCUGAUCUCUGCUAUUCCUCCAUAAUUUCCCCUAGGAUGCUGCUGAACUUCUUAGCCGAGAGUAAAAGGAUUUCGUACAAUGCCUGCGUGGUGCAAAUGUAUCUCUUUGGUACUUUUGGUCAUGUAGAUUGCCUCCUGCUGGCUGUGAUGGCAUACGACCGUUAUGUGGCCAUCUGUAACCCGCUGCUCUAUACAGUCACCAUGUCCCGAUGGCUCUGUCAUCAGCUGGUGGCUGGGGUGUAUGCCGUGGGCUUGCUGGACUCAAUGGUACACACCGUUUUUACAUUUCGUUUAUCAUUCUGCAGCUCCAAUGCCAUCAAUCAUUUCCUCUGUGAUGUCCCACCGGUAUUGUCGCUCUCCUUUUCCGACACACGCAUCAAUGAGAUUGUGAUGUUUGCCUCGACUGGCUGCGUGGUCGUGAGCAGCAUUGUGAUCAUUCUCCUCUCCUACGCAUAUAUCAUCAUCACCAUCCUGCGGAUCCGCUCCGCCGAGGGCAGGCGCAAAGCCUUCUCCACCUGCACCUCCCACCUGACGGCCGUGGCCAUGUUCCAUGGCUCCCUCCUCUUCAUGUAUUUCCGACCCUCCACCAGUUACUCCCUGGACACUGACAAAAUAGCCUCUGUGUUCUACACGGCGGUGAUCCCCAUGCUGAACCCCUUGAUCUACAGCCUGAGGAACAAGGAGGUGAAAGAUGCCCACAGGAAAGUGAUGCACAAAUUGCUCACUUUCUCUUGAGCCUAUUUACUCCAUACUGCGUUACUGACUGGGAGGUGGAAGCAGGAGAACUCAGUUCCCGCUCCAGUGCAAUCUCAUUCCUCUUCAUGCAGGUUAUCACUGAGCUUUAUUUGGAUUGUUUUUUUUUUCUUUUAUUGUGUUCCAACAAUGUCUGGCAGCCCCAGAAAGGUUCAAGAAGGUUGUGACACUUUCUGGGGGAAUUCAGGAUUGUGAGUCACCCUGUCUCUCCCAUCUAUCAGUGAGCAAGCGACUUUCAGAGGCUAAAUUAUUUUUGUCAGCUCUCGGACUCUCCAGUUUGUUAACCUUCCUCCAUCUCCACCCUCCACCCAUUCUCCUCCAAAGCUCAGCCAGCCUUUACUUUGCCUCGCAGGUCACCUCAGUUGCACUCCAAUCCUGAAAGCUCUUUGAAACGUGUUCCCCGGCAGUAUCCAGCCCCUAUCCCUGGGCUGUCACAGAAAUGACUGAGUCCACUGUCUUCAGAGAGAUAGUAUACACCCCAGCCUGCUAGAUCAGCUGAGGAUUCACGCUUUAAUAUAUUACACUGAGAUGAACUGAGAGUCAAACCAAGAAUACCUUUACUAAAAAUGAGCAGAGGUUUAAGCAAAGAUAAUAGAAACAGAAAAUGGUUCCAAAUGAAAGAAAAAGUACAAUGCAUUUUCUCCUGACUAAAA
Molecule: messenger RNA, 1610 nt
Organism: Chelonia mydas (Green sea turtle)
Lineage: Eukaryota; Metazoa; Chordata; Testudines; Cheloniidae
Product: olfactory receptor 1009-like
Exons: 1
Coding region: 1-939 (312 amino acids)
Biological process (GO): sensory perception of smell; G protein-coupled receptor signaling pathway
Cellular component (GO): membrane
Molecular function (GO): odorant binding; G protein-coupled receptor activity; olfactory receptor activity
Source: RefSeq, a predicted model, not a curated record